Messenger RNA from Hipposideros armiger (great roundleaf bat), 2037 nucleotides. RefSeq names its product CLN3 lysosomal/endosomal transmembrane protein, battenin (gene CLN3). NCBI's taxonomy places the organism in Eukaryota, Metazoa, Chordata, Mammalia, Chiroptera, Hipposideridae. The record is from RefSeq and is a predicted model, not a curated record. Gene Ontology annotation, biological process: lysosomal lumen acidification; lysosome organization. The transcript is spliced from 15 exons. Gene Ontology annotation, cellular component: membrane; lysosome. Bases 652 to 1809 code for a protein of 385 amino acids.
UUUCUAAAGCGAUCUAAGGACAACAGAUAAACAGAUAGUAAUAAGUAUGACCUAAGACUGGCGGCCUUAGUGCCGGGUCAGAAUCUAGUCUCGUCUGGGGGGGGAAAAAAAAAGAGAGAGAGCGCGCGAGAGAAACCAGGCGGCCAUAUUUGUUUCUGGCAAGUGAGGGCCUCGGGAGGAGCUGAAGCCGCUCGCAGCCAUGAUUAGUGCUGGCACCACACGGGCACCGCCUUGGACGCCGCUAACCUGACGUCAGGCCUCUCGCCUAUCCCACCCGCUCCAGUUUUAAGCCAGCCCUUCCCGGGGUUCUGUCGGCCUCUCUCGGUUACCACACCCCGAAGCUGGCAAGACCUAAAGCGGAGAUAGAGAGAAGACCCGGAAGUGGUGAGGACCUCGCAGCACGUGAUGGGGGAAGCCGCCGGCGCUGUCACGUGACCCGCCAACCUGUUGUUCCUUGGUGCGGAAAGCUCAGCUGCUCUUAAAGGUCGCAGACCCUCCCCCGCCCCCUCGGAGCUCCCUCUGAACUCUCGUUGCCUUUGGACCACUCCGGGGACCUGAACUGGAUGUCAUGGGUGACAGUGCAGGCUCGCGGCGGCGCCUUUCGGAUUCCGAGGGCUUCUGGGCCUUUGCAACAACUUCUCUUACGUGGUGAUGCUCAGUGCUGCUCACGACAUCCUUAGCCACCAGAGAGUCCCCGGGAACAAGAGCCACGUUGACCCAGACCCAGUGCCCACCCCCUAUAGUAACUCAUCUCGAUUUGACUGCAACUCCGUCUCCACAGCUGCAGUGCUCCUGGCAGACAUCCUCCCCACACUUGUCAUCAAAUUACUGGCUCCCCUUGGCCUUCAUCUGCUGCCCUACAGCCCCCGGGUUCUCGUCAGUGGGGCCUGUGCGGCUGGAAGCUUCAUCCUGGUUGCCUUUUCUCAGUCAGUGGGGACCAGCCUGUGUGGUGUGGUCUUGGCUAGCAUCUCCUCGGGUCUGGGGGAGGUCACCUUCCUCUCAUUGACCGCCUUCUACCCCAGGGCUGUGAUCUCCUGGUGGUCCUCAGGUACGGGUGGGGCAGGGCUGCUGGGAGCCCUGUCCUACCUGGGCCUCACCCAGGCAGGCCUGUCCCCCCAGCACACCCUGCUGUCCAUGCUGGGCAUCCCCGCCCUGCUGCUGUGCAGCUAUUUUUUUUUGCUCACGUCUUCUGAGCCCCAGGACCCUGGAGGGGAAGAAGAGGCAGAGAGGGCAGCUCGGCAGCCCCUGAUGAGCAACGAGGCCCCAGAGGAGUCAAAGCCAGAUGCCAGCUCAAGCCUCUCCUUUCAGGAAAGGUGGACUGUGUUCAAGGGCCUGCUGUGGUACAUCAUCCCCUUGGUCCUGGUCUACUUUGCUGAGUAUUUCAUCAACCAGGGACUUUUUGAGCUCCUCUUCUUCCGGAACACGUCGCUGAGUCACGCUCAGCAGUACCGCUGGUACCAGAUGCUAUACCAGGCCGGUGUCUUUGUCUCCCGCUCUUCUCUUCGCUGCUGUCGUAUCCGCUUUACAUGGGCCCUGGCCUUGUUGCAGUGCCUCAACCUGGCCUUCCUGCUGGCGGAUGUGUGGCUCAGCUUCCUGCCCAGCAUCUACCUCGUCUUCCUGAUCAUUCUGUAUGAGGGACUUCUGGGGGGUGCUGCCUACGUGAACACCUUCCACAACAUUGCCCUGGAGACCAGUGACGAGCAUCGAGAAUUUGCCAUGGCAGCUGCCUGCAUCUCUGACACCUUGGGAAUCUCCCUGUCAGGGCUCGUGGCCCUGCCUCUGCACAACUUACUCUGCAACCUCUCCUGACACUGGGCUUCUUGGGACGCAGGACACACCGACGGGGGCCCACACUGACUGGAAGGAAGGUCAGAGCCCCGCCCACAGCCCAGAGCCUGUCCAUGAACUCCGCCCUCGGACUUCCUGCAUGGCCAGGGGCUGGACUGUAGAGAAGUGCUGCAGCUUUCACUCACUGACCUCAGGCAGUUUCUUCUUGGCAUUCUGCCCUCAGAAUAAAGGCCUAUUUUUAUCAAUUGA